AUGGGUAAAUUGGAUGGUAAAGUUGCUCUCAUUACUGGUGGUUCAGAAGGGAUUGGGUUCGCUACUGCCCAGCGUUUUAUUGCCGAAGGUGCAGAACAUGUAUUCAUCACUGGGCGUCGACAAACAGCACUUGAUGAAGCUGUGAAUAAGAUUGCUGCAAAAAAUGUUACUGCAGUACAAGGUGAUACAUCAAAUAUGACUGACCUUGAUAAAUUGUUCAGUAUCAUACAAAAAGAAAAAGGUCGUUUGGAUAUUAUUUUUGCCAAUGCAGCCACUUGUUCGUUUGCAAAACUUGGCACGAUUAGUGAAGAAUAUUUUGACAAUGUAAUUAAUGUCAAUGUUAAAGGCGUUUUAUUCACUAUUCAAAAAGCUUUACCACUGUUAGUUGAUGGUGCAUCGAUUAUUCUCAACGGAUCGAAUUCAUCAAACAAAGGCGAUCCUGAUUUGAGUGUGUAUUGUGCAUCAAAAGCAGCAAUCCGUUCCUUUGCUCGUUGUUGGACUGUCGAUUUGAAAGAACGAAAGAUUCGGGUAAACACUCUGAGUCCAGGUGCAGUCGACACUCCAUUAUUACGAAGUAUGGGAAAAAAUGAAGAAGAAAGUCAACGACUCAUUGCCGAAUGGAUAGCAGCAACGCCUAUAAAUCGAAUUGCUACACCGGAUGAAAUUGCUAAAGUCGCUGUUUUUCUUGCUUCAGACGAUAGCAGUUACGUGACGGGUAUUGAACUGUUUGCUGACGGUGGCCUCUCGCAAAUCUAA
Molecule: messenger RNA, 756 nt
Organism: Rotaria sordida
Lineage: Eukaryota; Metazoa; Rotifera; Eurotatoria; Philodinida; Philodinidae
Source: the annotation of a GenBank genome assembly